AUUUGAUUAGUCAUUGAUGUUAUUGUGUUCUACUCACCGCUCUCGUCUUAUUUCAGCGUAUGUUACAACUGUUGCUCAAUAAACACCAUUCACUGCAGCUUCCCCAGUCGUCUUGAUCCUCACAUCACAGUAAGAUCUCACUAUUCAAGUUAGAAAUGUUACAGUUAAACUUGCUACUAAAUGGACUAAAAGUUUAUUCACUUUUGUUUGUAUCUGAACGAUGUUCUCCAUCAGAUCAACAGUGUUUGGAUGUGUUUUUACGGUGUGGAGUUGAUGGAAAAUAUAACGCUGAACGUUCUCCUUUGACUUCUCCGUGGAAAAACAUACAAACCAACUAGACAAGUUCUGUCAUAAAUUGCUUCCUCUCAGGAAUUUGUGAAACAAUGGCACAACAUAACAUCAGCAUCAAUGACUCAACUGCAUCAGAUGAUGAUUUAUUGAUGGAGUUUAUAAGUAAAUAUUAUUAUGCAGAACGUGUAUUUAUCUGGAUCCUUUCAGUCGUUGAGAUCCCAGUCAUGAUCUUAACUCUGAUUGGUUUGUGUUUCAUCAUCAAAUCUCGGCCUGCUGCUUCAGUUUUUGUUAGUAAUUUGAUACUUUCAGAUCUCAUACAGGUCAUUUGUAUAUUAAUAGCAGCAGCAAACUCAUUGCCAUAUAAUCUGAGUAGAGCAUAUCUCUAUUCUUUGAUUACGGGUCUGUAUUUUAUGGCAUGUGUUGCUUUUGAACGAUAUCUUCUGGUUUCUCAUCCUAUCUGGUACAGAUCUCACCAGUCACUCAAACUCUCCUGUUUUAUUUCUGUGAUCGUCUGGUUUGUGCCUCUGAUCUUUGUAUUGCUCUCUUAUUUUUAUUUGAGUAUUAUACCCGUGUGUAUAGUGUGUUUAAUUCCCUACCCCAUCAUCAUUCUCUGUUUUGCUGGCACUCGUCGAGGUCUUUCUCGCUCAAUAUCUCUGACUGCUCUGAAGCGAAAAUUAAUUUUGGGCAGUUUGUUCCUGGUGCUGUUGACUUACACAUUUCUCAUUCUGCCUUUUGUGAUUAUGUUAUUUAUUGUAUAUUUUGAUCGCUAUUACAGUGUUGUUGUUAUGAAAUUUCACUCCUAUACACAUUUGCUCGUGUGUGUGAAUCCACUUGCUGACUGUGUGCUGUACCUGUUCAUGAGGCCUGAUAUUCGUAAUAUGAUGAAGUCUGUUCGCUGCUGUUGUAGACGUCAGAGAUCGAAUCACAACCAGGACGAACACUCUGUAGUGAAUCCACAGAACAGCUGCUGUACUGUAGUGUGCUGUAUUUCAGCUCAAGAGCCUGCAUCUCAUUCACUGAACACCUGCAGCUCAGUUUAACCUGCUGAUAAAUAUAGAGCUGAAAAACACUGCACUAUAUUUAAUUGAAGUCAGUGUCAAUUUUUACAU
This is a messenger RNA of Onychostoma macrolepis, 1400 nucleotides long. RefSeq names its product mas-related G-protein coupled receptor member A5-like. Gene Ontology annotation, molecular function: G protein-coupled receptor activity. The coding region runs from base 384 to 1331 and encodes 315 amino acids. Gene Ontology annotation, biological process: positive regulation of Rho protein signal transduction; phospholipase C-activating G protein-coupled receptor signaling pathway. The record is from RefSeq and is a predicted model, not a curated record. The transcript has 2 exons. Gene Ontology annotation, cellular component: membrane. NCBI's taxonomy places the organism in Eukaryota, Metazoa, Chordata, Actinopteri, Cypriniformes, Cyprinidae.